AUGUUUUCUCUUUCGAUUAUAAGUCUUUUUAUUUUCACUGUGAUUUCUUCGAUUAAUAGUCAAUGUAUCCAGCAUCAAUGUACGAUAGAAGAAGUCGGUUCAACAUGUUGUUUUAAUCUUGGUUGUUGUCCAGCUUCAAAUAAUAUCUGUUGUUCUAAUGAUCCAACAAGUUGUUGUUCAACUCAAUAUCCCGUUUGUUGUGGUGUUGGAAAAGGGUGUUGUCCUCAACGAUAUCCAGUUUGUUGUUCUACUCAUUGUUGUACAUCAGGUUCAUAUUGUUGUGGAACGAAAUGUUGUCGACAAGAUUUAUUAACAAAUCGUCUUAUUGAAAUAAAUGAUAAAAUAUCAAAAAUAAAUCAAUAUCAAAAAAUAAUGAUGAAACUUUAUCAUCAAUAA
Adineta steineri is the source of this 396-nucleotide messenger RNA. NCBI's taxonomy places the organism in Eukaryota, Metazoa, Rotifera, Eurotatoria, Adinetida, Adinetidae. The record is from the annotation of a GenBank genome assembly.